UCACGUAGCACUUCGUCUUUCGAGAAAAUACGAAACGAUCUUUGAUUCGAUAUCAACAAUUUAUUGACUACGUCAUCUACGCCAUCUUUAACAACACAGUAAACUACGAUUUAUCUGUUGCCGCGUUUUUAGGAAACGUUCUAUUACAUUUUAUUUUAAGAAGCGUAAUAAGUAUUUCUCGUUAGAAUAUUAUUCGAUAAAUAUGACAUCGGCAUUGGAAUCUAUGGUUGUCGAUGAAAAGCAGCUUCCUGAAAAGCCGGUAGAUCGAGAGAAGACGUGUCCUCUCUUGCUUCGAGUUUUCUGCAAUACUGGACGACAUCACAAUAUUAUGGAAUACAGUAGAGGAAAUGUACCUUCCAAUGAAUUGCAAAUAUAUACAUGGAUGGAUGCUACUUUAAGGGAAAUUACAGGCCUGGUUAAGGAAGUAAAUCCAGAUGCACGGAGUAAAGGAACGUAUUUUGAUUUUUCUUUGGUAACUCCAGAAUUAAGAAAUUCUGGUUAUAGAAUGAGAGAAAUUGGUGUUACAUGUUCGGGACAAAAAGGAGCAGAUGAUAAUAAAACUCUUGCACAAGCACGGUUUACUAUAGGUGAUUAUUUGGAUAUAUCUAUAACACCACCCAAUAGAAUGAUGCAACCUGCUAUCAGACGUGGCGGACUUCGUCAAUAUUAAUUUUGUAUAAAUUUUCUCUGAUCUCUAUAAAUCUAUAUAAGUGGCUAUAAUGAUAAAUUUAUCGUAGGAAAUAAAGCGACUUUAGAAAGUGUAUAUUUCUAAGAAGCAUAAAUUAUGUUUUGUAAUAAUAAAUGAUACGAUUGAAAGAA
Molecule: messenger RNA, 819 nt
Organism: Vespula pensylvanica (western yellowjacket)
Lineage: Eukaryota; Metazoa; Arthropoda; Insecta; Hymenoptera; Vespidae
Gene: Bin1
Product: histone deacetylase complex subunit SAP18
Exons: 4
Coding region: 203-670 (155 amino acids)
Biological process (GO): negative regulation of DNA-templated transcription
Cellular component (GO): nucleus
Molecular function (GO): transcription corepressor activity; transcription factor binding
Source: RefSeq, a predicted model, not a curated record